AUGCACAUUUAUUGGCCUUGCUCGUAUGCAAACGCGUUUGCCAAGGACGCGUAUUUCUGGCUGGGAAGCUCUCUCCUCAUCGUCCCUGCUCUCCCCGCAUCUUUUCCGUUCUCCUCGCAUCUUCUCCGUUCUCCCCCCAUCUUCUCCGCUCUCCCCGCAUCUUCUCCGUUCUCCCCGCAUCUUUUCCGUUCUCCCCGCAUCUUCUCCGCUCUCCCCGCAUCUUUCCCGUCCUCCCCUCAUGCCCCCCUCUCUCCCUUCAUCCCCCAGCCCCCCUUCAUAUCACCGCCGCGCUCUCUUGCUCUCUUCCUUCACGCCCACCCUCAUCUCCCUUCCACUCCCCCCUCGUUCCCCAUCUCUCCCCCACCUCCCCUCUUCCCGCAUUUCCGACUUACCCGUGUUCCCCUCCCCCCACCAUACCUCAGUUUCCCUCCCCCCCCCCCCCUCACGCCUCCUCUCCCUCCCGAUCCGCCCCUCAUCUCCCUCCCCUCCCAUACCACCGCAACCCCAUCACCCCUCAUCUCCCUCACUCCCCUUCUCCCUCUCUACAACCUAACCACCCAACAUCCCCCUUUGCUCUCCCCUCAGCUUUCCCCCACUCACCCUUCAUCUGUCCCCGCCCAUUCACUCAUCAUCCUCUCCCCCCCCUUCCCCCCGUUCCCCUAUAUGUCUGUUUGCCUGCAAUCCAUGUCUUUUGACUCCUCAACUUUCCGGUCUGUACCCCCCACCCACCCCAUCCUCAUUCCCCUCCAUUUAUUCACUUCUCAUUCCCCUCCUUCUCUAUGA
This is a messenger RNA of Closterium sp. NIES-65, 783 nucleotides long. NCBI's taxonomy places the organism in Eukaryota, Viridiplantae, Streptophyta, Zygnematophyceae, Desmidiales, Closteriaceae. The record is from the annotation of a GenBank genome assembly.